AUGGCCACCAACAAGAACUACAAAGAGGCCCUAAACCAGCUCCGCGUAGCCUGGUGGAACGAAGAGGCCAAAAUGGCCAAAGACUUCGCCAACGCCGCCGACCAGGAAGCCUGGCUCAAGCACUUCCACGAAUGCCUGGCCAGCAUCAAACAGGGUCCGCCUUCUCCUCCUCCUUUCAAGGCCCACACCUCGUCCCCUGAAGACACCGGCGUUGGCCCUCACACUCCACCGGUGGUUCGCAAAAGCUGCGGUGUCGAAGUUGACGACGACGACACCACUGGUUCUCGCGUCGUCAAGAUCUUCGAGUACGAGAAACUGGUUGAGUCCUCAAAGGAAAAGGACAAGGACGCGGAAGUGGACGUGGAGUACUGGAUCACGCGUCCAACUGCGCUUCUGGUCGAAGUCCCGGGCACGGAGCUGUCGAGGGUGCAUAUUGGGAUUAAGGGUCCUGGCAAGAUAUAUGCGGAGAAAGCUGUUGCGGUUGUGGAGAGCGACACUACGCAUUCUGAGUUUGUCGAAAACGUGACCAAGGGUGCGGUGAAGAACUGA
Messenger RNA from Neurospora crassa OR74A, 549 nucleotides. RefSeq lists its product as hypothetical. The transcript has 2 exons. The record is from RefSeq and is a predicted model, not a curated record. The coding region runs from base 1 to 549 and encodes 182 amino acids. Lineage: Eukaryota; Fungi; Ascomycota; Sordariomycetes; Sordariales; Sordariaceae.